Molecule: messenger RNA, 974 nt
Organism: Bufo gargarizans (Asiatic toad)
Lineage: Eukaryota; Metazoa; Chordata; Amphibia; Anura; Bufonidae
Product: deoxyribonuclease-1-like
Exons: 10
Coding region: 20-862 (280 amino acids)
Biological process (GO): DNA catabolic process
Cellular component (GO): nucleus
Molecular function (GO): DNA nuclease activity
Source: RefSeq, a predicted model, not a curated record
AGGAUCCCAGUGCAGCAGAAUGAAGUCCGUGAUCCUGGUGGCCUUGGUGGCCUGCUUUCUCCAGGCGGGUUUCUCCCUUAAAAUCGCCUCCUUUAACAUCGAGAGGUUUGCAGUGGGCAAGGUUGAUGACCCCACCGUCCUAAGCCUUCUCAUCCAGAUCCUCAGAAGAUAUGAACUCAUCGCUGUUCAGGAGGUCAUGAGUAAAGACAACACGGCCAUCAUAAGACUUGUCCAGGAGCUGAACGCGGCCACAGGUCUACACUACAAUCUGCUGAUUUCUGACCAUCUGGGCCGUAGCACGUACCGGGAGAAAUAUGUGUAUAUAUAUAGAGAGGACAUCCUGAAGCCAACAGAAUGGUAUCACUACGACGACGGCUGUGAAAACUGCGGCACGGACGUCUUCAUCCGCGAACCCUUUGUUGCCCGUUUUUCAUCACUUACCACAGAGCUGAAGGACUUUGCCCUGGUCUCCAUUCACACCAGCCCAGAUUAUGCAGUGCGGGAGGUGGACGGUCUCUAUGACGUGUGGGAAGACGCCAAGCAACGCCUACUUCUGGAGGACAUCCUCAUCCUUGGAGAUUACAAUGCAGGCUGCAGUUAUGUGAAGAGUUCCCAUUGGCCAAAUAUUCGACUCCGUCAGGAAUCCAGCCUCCAGUGGUUGAUUGGAGAUACUGAAGACUCUACUGUGAGCACCAACACUCACUGCCCAUACGAUAGGCUGGUGGUUGGUGGAGCUCGUUUUCAGGACACAGUCAUUCCAGGCACGGCUAAAGCUUUCAACUACCACGUAGCAUACGGUCUUACAUAUGAAAUGGCCGAUGCCUGUCUCGGAUCACUACCCCGUGGAGAUGGAGAUACGUGAUGAUUCUUUGUACAACAAUCAGAAGUUACCGAUCAGCGGCAGUAUUGGUAUAAGUGGAGGCCUGUCCCUAAAUGGCGUCUGCGACUGUGUGGGGGUGGAUUUCACAUCCUGU